AUGAAUGUCCUCAAGCUUCAAAAGCGGUUUCCACAGCUUGAACAAGGCGCGAUCUUCUCCCUCCAGGAUGCCUUCAACAGACUAGACGUGGAAGAUCGAGGCUACAUCGACGAAUCUACUGCGAUCAAAGCUGCUCAACUAUCAGAACGCCAGCCGUAUGACGUAGUGCGUGCGGCUUUGAAGGACGUGGAACUCGAUAGUUCACGACGGGUGGAACUCGAAGAUUAUGUUGAUCUAGUUUCAAAACUUCGAACGGCACCGGCUGAAGGCAUCCGUGCACCUUCCACUCCCGCUGCUGUGAUUCAAGGGGCCGGCGCUGGCACUGGGGCGUCUCGACAUGUCUCCAAGGGCAGCGUCGGUGGGCGGAUCCAUGUUCAGGGAUCAUCUUCCAAUGUCACACAUACAAUCAACGAAGACGAACGAACCGAGUUCACGCGACACAUCAAUGCUGUUCUGGCGGGCGACGCAGACGUUGGAAACCUGCUGCCGUUUCCCACUGAUACGUUCGAGAUGUUUGACAAGUGCAAGGAUGGCCUAGUUUUAGCAAAACUGAUCAACGACAGCGUACCGGAUACCAUUGACGAGCGUGUUCUGAACAAAGCCGGGAAGAAGAUCAAACUACUGAAUGCUUUCCACAUGACCGAAAACAAUAACAUUGUUAUUAAUUCUGCCAAGGGCAUCGGAUGCUCAGUUGUCAACAUUGGAAGCGGGGAUAUCAUUGAGGUGCGCGAGCAUCUCAUCCUGGGUCUCAUCUGGCAAAUUAUCCGCCGUGGUCUGCUUGGAAAGAUCGAUAUCAAACUUCAUCCUGAGCUUUAUAGGCUUUUGGAUGAGGAUGAAACCCUGGAGCAGUUCUUGCGCUUGCCUCCAGAGCAGAUUCUCCUCCGUUGGUUCAACUACCACCUUAAGAAUGCCAAAUGGGACAGACGAGUGACGAACUUUUCUACCGAUGUCAAAGAUGGUGAGAACUAUACCGUUUUGCUCAACCAAUUGGCGCCGGAUAUUUGCUCGCGUGGCCCUCUUCAGACUCGUGACCUGCUUGAGCGGGCUGAACAGGUUUUGCAGAACGCCGAUUCGCUUGAUUGUCGCAAGUUCUUGACCCCGUCAUCCUUGGUCGCCGGAAACCCCAAGUUGAAUCUUGCCUUUGUCGCCAAUCUGUUCAACACCCAUCCAGGAUUGGACCCUAUCACCGAGGAGGAGAAGCUCGAAGUUGAAGACUUUGACGCUGAAGGUGAACGAGAGGCUAGGGUUUUCACUCUGUGGUUAAAUUCGUUGGAUGUGCAGCCCGCAGUCAACUCACUCUUCGAUGACCUACGUGAUGGUACGGUUUUGUUGCAGGCAUACGACAAGGUUAUUCCCCAAAGCGUCAAUUGGAGACAUGUCAACAAGCCCCCGACAUCUGGUGGUGAAUUGAUGCGGUUCAAGGCAGUGGAAAACACCAACUAUUCGAUUGAGCUUGGGAAACACAACGGAUUUUCUCUUGUCGGUGUUCAAGGUGCUGAUAUCACUGAUGGCCAGCGAACCCUCACUCUUGGAUUGGUAUGGCAGCUGAUGCGUCGUGAUAUCACUAACACCCUCUCUGCAUUGGCCCAACGUCUGGGCAAACGAGAAAUUACUGAUACUGAAAUGAUUCGCUGGGCCAAUGACAUGUCUAGCAGUGGCGGCAGGUCUUCUACGAUACGCAGCUUUAAAGACAAGUCUAUCGGAUCUGGAAUUUUCCUUCUUGAUGUGCUCAAUGGCAUGAAGAGUAGCUACGUGGAUUAUGAUUUGGUCACACCCGGCCGGUCCGACGAAGAGGCAUAUGCAAACGCCAAACUUUCUAUCAGUAUCGCCAGAAAGAUGGGCGCGACCAUUUGGUUGGUCCCCGAAGACAUCUGUCAAGUUCGAUCUCGUUUGGUCACUACAUUCAUUGGUUCCCUUAUGGCUACGCAUGAGAAGAUGUGA
Messenger RNA from Penicillium paradoxum, 1941 nucleotides. RefSeq names its product fimbrin (gene sac6). Gene Ontology annotation, molecular function: actin filament binding. The transcript is spliced from 5 exons. The coding region runs from base 1 to 1941 and encodes 646 amino acids. Gene Ontology annotation, biological process: actin filament network formation; actin filament bundle assembly. Lineage: Eukaryota; Fungi; Ascomycota; Eurotiomycetes; Eurotiales; Aspergillaceae. The record is from RefSeq and is a predicted model, not a curated record. Gene Ontology annotation, cellular component: actin filament bundle; cytoplasm; actin filament.